Messenger RNA from Acanthosepion pharaonis, 648 nucleotides. The record is from the annotation of a GenBank genome assembly. Lineage: Eukaryota; Metazoa; Mollusca; Cephalopoda; Sepiida; Sepiidae.
AUGAACUGGUGUAAAGCGAAAGCCGUCUUGGUGCAUUUUCUUUCUUUUCUUUUUUUCCCUCCUCUUUCGUCGCUUCCGUUUCACGUAGUUUUGUUCUCUUCGUUUCGUUCUACAUGGUCUUUCUUUAUUUUCGACUUUCUCUCUUUUCUUUUUUUUUCUUUUUUUCCCUCCUCUUUCGCAGCUUCCGUUUCACGUAGUUUCGUUCUACAUGGUCUUUCUUUAUUUUCGACUUUCUCUCUUUUCUUUUUUUUUUCUUUUUUUCCCUCCUCUUUCGCAGCUUCCGUUUCACGUAGUUUCGUUCUACAUGGUCUUUCUUUAUUUUCGACUUUCUCUCUUUUUUUUUCUUUUUUCCCUUCCUCUUUCGCAGCUUCCUCUUUCUUUAUUUUAGCAUUUUCUUUUUCUUUUUUUUUUUCCUCCUCUUUCGUCGCUUCCGUUUCACGUAGUUUCGUUCUCUUCGUUUCGUUCUACAUGGUCUUUUUCUUUAUUUUCGACUUUCUCUCUUUUCUUUUUUUUUUCUUUUUUCCCUUCCUCUUUCGCAGCUUCCGUUUCACCUACUUUCUUUCUCUUCUUGUCCUAGUCUUUCUUUAUUUUAGCAUUUUCUUUCUUUUCUUUUUUUCCCUCCUCUUUCGUCGCUUCCGUUUCACGUAG